AUGAUCAAUAAAAAUAUUCCUGGUGACAUUAUACGAUGGAUAUCAUCGUUUCUAAGAAACAGAAAAGUGACCAUCUUGAGUGGAGGUGAAGCUAUCAGUCGCACAAUUAGCAAUGGACUACCCCAAGGAGACGUCCUUUCACCAACCCUGUUCAAUGUGUAUACUGCUGAACUCCACGAGAUAAAUGUGGGGGGAGUCAUACUCGUACAGUAUGCGGAUGACUUCGUCAUCAUCGUUAAAGGAAAAACGCUCAUGGAACUGGAAAUCAAAUCUAAUAUGUUUCUUCGAGAUUUUCAAAUGAACGCUGUCAGAUUAAACCUUAAAAUCAAUCCAGAUAAAACUAAAUUGAUGCUACUCAAGGCGACCAAUGAGAAACUGAAUAUUUCCAUCGGAGGUACCCAAAUAGAGAACGUCAAUUCGUAUCAAUAUCUAGGCAUCCAGUUAGACAAACUUGGAAGAUACAGAGGACACUUACGAAACUUAGAACUGCGCUUGAAGGAACGUCUGGAUAUGCUUAAAGUAAUCUCCCAAAUAAAAUACGGAGGUCACCCAGAAACAAUGAAAUUGCUGUUCAGGGCACUGGUAAGGAGUCUAGUCGACUACGGAAGCAUUACGCAUGCAAAUGCAGCAAAAUCUAAUCGAAGCAGAAUAGAUGUAGUUAUGAAUCAAUGUUGGCGCAAAAUUACAGGUUGUACAAGAACAACUCCCAAAAAUACCCUCUGUGCUUUGGCUGGAGAAUUCCCACUCAACAUCCGAUCACAAUACCUUGCAUGCCGAGAGAUAGCCAGAUAUGCGGCAAACGGAUCGAUAGUCAUGAAUCAACUAAUUGCUCUUGAUCCAACGACUUCAACAGACAAUCUCACCUUCUGUGAAAAAACUUACCUUGAACACAGAGAAAUUUUCAGUGCCAUCGUUCCUAUGGAGAAAAUCGAAAUAACUCACAACAUCCUUUCGGCUCUCGACAUCCAAACGUGUCUGGGAGAUUUUAGGCCAACGAAAAAAGAUACUGACCCUAGAAUUCUCAAACAAAUGGUAAUCUGUCUGCAGCACAACAAGUACCAGCGUAGGAGGCCCAUAUACACAGAUGCUUCGAAAUCUUCUCACUCUUGCGGGAUAGGAGUUUAUUGCCCGACAACCAAACGCAAAAUCAGCCUAAAACUUAGAAGGACGACUUGUAUAAUGACAGCCGAAAUCUAUGCUAUAUCUGUAGCAUUGGAAUUUAUCGCUUCGGAACACAUCAUGUUAAGUGUCAUCUACACGGACUCUUUGUCCGCCUGCAUAAUGUUGGAAAACGCAGCGCACAGAACCGAAAGAAACACGGUGCUACACAACAUAAUACAUCUAAUGUGUCGGUUUGGUGUAACUCUGCAAUGGAUUCCAAGUCAUAUAUCCAUACAAGGCAACGACAUCGCGGAUGAACUAGCAAAAGCGGGAACUUCUUCAGAACACUACCUGGAAAACAAAAUAUUUCUUAAAGACGCUUUCAACAUUUUUGCGGAAUAUCAAAACUCAAACUGCAACCAUUGGUAUCAGGAAUACGCGAAAGAAAAAGGAAAGCAUUUCUUUGCAAUUCAACCCCUUUUCCUAGAAACGCCUUGGUAUAAGGGAAAACAUUUGAAAAACAAGCAAGUCAGGACUUUGAACCGGAUUAUGGCAGGACACAACUACUCAAAAUACUGGUUAGCAAAAAUGAAAAUUAUUGACGAUGCCCGCUGCGAUACUUGCCAAGAAAAUGAAACAGCUGAGCACAUAAUACUGUAUUGUCCGAAUUACUUGCAAAUAAGGAAAAAUUAUACCUUCGAAAACAAAUAUGCCAGUCUGACCGAAUUACUGCAAACAAACGAUAUAGAAGUUUUCAAGGAAGUCACAAACUUUCUCACUGAAAUUAAAGCUGAAAUUUGAUAUCUUCAAUCAAUUUAACACAAAUCAACUGCUAACAAAGUUAUGCUGGGCAUAUGAUCUCGUUAUCGGUCCCAUAUAAACGAGCUGCUGAAGUGCAGCCAGAAUAAAGAAGAAGAAGAAGAAAUAUUUUCCUCCGGUGUCGCUUUGAGUAGUACUGCCAAAUCCAAGACUGCAUCACUCCUCUGGAACGCUUAAAAGUAUUUAUUUACUUUCAGGAAAUUCUUCUUUUCUUUUUCUGGGAUUUUCAUCCUGUGCGGAUGAUUCAUCCCUACACUACUUUCAGGAAAACGAUUAUGGAAAACAAAAAGAAGCCUUUUCAACAAGUGCUGAGUGCUGAGGGCACAAGAGUCAUUCAUCAUGGGACCGGACCGUCAUCAGAGCCGGAUCAACGCUGUAAUUUUGCACUUCUAACAACGAUUACCCUCCUCUACGGGCUAGAACACUAGGUCUCCACUGGAAAUCACUACGCUGCGGCAUGCCACCGCCAACAGCCACGGACGACUAUCCAACGAUGCUGGAAUAAACAAGGGCCUAGAAGGACACUGCCUGGACAACUGCA
Uranotaenia lowii is the source of this 2461-nucleotide messenger RNA. RefSeq lists its product as uncharacterized. The transcript is spliced from 2 exons. The record is from RefSeq and is a predicted model, not a curated record. Bases 1 to 1902 code for a protein of 633 amino acids. Gene Ontology annotation, molecular function: nucleic acid binding; RNA-DNA hybrid ribonuclease activity. NCBI's taxonomy places the organism in Eukaryota, Metazoa, Arthropoda, Insecta, Diptera, Culicidae.